AUCAGCCUCACGAGGGAAGAAACACGAUCGACCACCGUCACGUUUCAAACUCCGCGGUUUGCUCGCGUGUAGCUCUGCUGUCGAUACAUUGUGGCGCGGUUUGCUCGCGUGUAGUUCUGCUAUUGACACAUUGUGGCGCGGUUUGCUCGCGUGUAGCUCUGCUAUCGACACAUUGUGGCGCGGUUUGCUCGCGUGUAGCUCUGCUAUCGACACAUUGUGGCGCGGUUUGCUCGCGUGUAGCUCUACUAUCGACACAUUGUGGCGCGGUUUGCUCGCGUGUAGCUCUGCUAUCGACACAUUGUGGCGCGGUUUGCUCGCGUGUAGCUCUGCUAUCGACACAUUGUGGCGCGGUUUGCUCGCGUGUAGUUCUGCUAUCGACACAUUGUGGCGCGGUUUGCUCGCGUGUAGCUCUGCUAUCGACACAUUGUGGCGCGGUUUGCUCGCGUGUAGUUCUGCUAUCGACACAUUGUGGCGCGGUUUGCUCGCGUGUAUUUCUGCUAUUGACACAUUGUGGCGCGGUUUGCUCGCGUGUAUUUCUGCUAUUGACACAUUGUGGCGCGGUUUGCUCGCGUGUAGCUCUGCUAUUGACACAUUGUGGUGCCCCGCCGCUGCGGGAAACGUCGCCUGUCGGUCCCCAUGGAGACCGUUCAACACAAGUUUAACCGAAGAUAAUCGCAACUUUGACGCUUAUAAUGGCCCGGUGUGUGCCGCAGCGGCCGCUAUACUGCUGACCUCAGAUGCCCCUUUACCGCUGCUGCAGGCCCCGCGCGUCGGUGACGGCAUGGGCACCUUGUCCGCUGCGUGCGCGCCCGUUUUGCUGCUCCUUCCCCCCGCGCUCGCCAUUAACGUGCUGCUAUUGACGUGUCUCUUCGCCGGCCGCUGGUCCGACCCGAAGGUCGGAUUGCUGAAGUCGGCCCACGCACCGCACAAUCAAACGACAGUGAACGCCAAACGUGCUGACGGCCGCGACGCCUCCUGCACCGCGGCCCCGGAGAGUCGCUUCGACUGCGCACGGGACAAGGCUGUGAGCCGGGAGGAGUGUGAGGGGCGAGGGUGCUGCUACGCCCCUUUGCCCGAUUUCGCGUUCGGCGGACCUCCUUGGUGCUUCUAUCCCCGGUCAUAUAGCGGCUACGGGAUGGGUCCGCUCACUCCAUCCCAGCGUGGCCUGGCUGCCGUUCUGAUGCGGCCCGACCCCUCCUACCUGCCCAAGGACAUCCCCACUCUCCGUUUAGAGGUUAUGAAGGAGACCGCGGGUCGUCUGCAUCUCACCGUGAAGGACCCGUCAUCCCGGCGAUAUGAAGUCCCACUCCCCAGCGGUAGACCAGGAGGAAGUGUUAAAACUCAAGACACCCUGUAUGCCAUAGAGUUUAACACCGACCCCUUCGGCUUCAUAGUGAGACGAAAGUCCAACGGAAGAGUGAUUGUGAAUACCACGGUCGCUCCUCUGCUGUUUGCCGACCAAUACCUGCAGCUGUCAACCAGCCUGUCCUCUUCUCUGGUGUCUGGCCUGGGGGAGCAUUACACUCCCCUGUCCCUCGACCUCAACUGGACCUCCCUCACUCUUUGGAACAGAGACAUGGCCCCUCAUGCUAAUUCCAACCUCUAUGGCUCCCAUCCGUUCUGUGUAGUACAGGAGGAGGAUGGUCUGGCCCAUGGAGUUUUCCUACUCAACAGCAAUGCAAUGGAAAUAGCGUUGCAGCCAACCCCCGCUCUCACCUGGGUGGCCGUCGGGGGAAUCCUGGACCUCUACAUCUUCUUGGGUCCCGACCCUCAAAGUGUCGUCCGACAAUACCUCCAGGUUAUUGGAUACCCUAUGAUGCCCCCCUAUUGGUCCUUGGGCUUCCAUCUAUGUCGCUGGGGCUACUCGAGCACUAAUGCUACCCGGGAGGUAGCCCAACGCAUGCAUAAUGCAAAUUUUCCUCUGGAUGUGCAGUGGAACGACCUCGACUAUGCAGAUAACCGUAGGGUGUUCACCUAUGACCCCCGCCGAUUUGGGGACCUCCCAGACAUGGUGGAGGAGUUCCACCAAAGAGGAAUGAAGUACGUCCUCAUCCUGGACCCUGGAAUCGGCAGCAGCAGCCCCCCUGGAACAUACCCCCCCUUUGAUGAUGGGCAGAAAAGAGGGGUUUUCAUUAAGAACGCUUCAGGACAGACCUUAAUAGGGAAGGUGUGGCCGGGCCCGACAGCCUUCCCCGAUUUCACUCACCCGGAGACGAGAAACUGGUGGGAAGACUGCAUCAGGGAAUUCCACUCUAAAGUCCCUCUAGACGGUCUAUGGAUUGAUAUGAAUGAACCCGCCAGCUUUGUGCAGGGCUCAGUCGAGGGCUGUCCUGACAGUGAACUGGAGAACCCUCCCUACACGCCGAAGGUGGUCGGAGGCCAGCUGAACUCUGGGACUCUCUGCAUGUCAGCCCAGCAAGAGAUUUCCACUCACUACAACCUGCACAACCUUUAUGGGCUGAUGGAGGCUAGCGCCACCCAUAGCGCUCUGACGAAGGUGCGAGGGAAGCGACCUUUUGUCCUGUCCCGCUCCUCCUUCCCGGCCAUCGGACGGUUCUCGGGGGUAUGGACGGGAGACGUAAGAAGUGAUUGGGAGCAGCUCCGAUACUCCGUCCCUGCCGUGCUGCAGUUUGGCCUGUUUGGGGUGCCCCUGGUCGGGGCAGACAUCUGCGGCUUUGGGGGCAACACUACUGAGGAGCUGUGUGUGCGCUGGAUGCAGCUGGGGGCCUUCUACCCGUUUAUGAGGAACCACAAUGACCAGCCCAACGCCCCUCAGGAACCCUUUGUGUUUGGGCAGCAGGCCCAGGCAGCCAUGCGGCACGCAUUGAAUCUGCGGUACUCCCUUCUUCCUUUCCUCUACACACUCUUCCACCACGCACACACCUCUGCUGACACUGUGGCCAGACCUCUCUUCCUUGAGGAUGUCUCCUGCUCUCCGCUCAUCUCGAAUUUCUUCUGCGCAUUAUUAUCCUUUUUGGCUGUUUCGACUCUGUAUUUUCAGAAUAGCGCAACGUGUCGUGGUAUAGCCACGCUGUACUGCCAACAUAUGAUAAUGAGCCCGGUCGAUUCACAAUCUCAGUGUGCAUAUUUUUCCACUCCUCCAUGCCUAUCCGUCCCCCUCAGGUUUCCCACUGACCCUAACUGUCAGACGAUAGACCGACAGUUCCUGUGGGGGUCUUCGCUUCUUGUCAGUCCCGUCUUGGAGCAAGGGAAGGAAGAGCUGGCUGUCUACCUCCCACCGGGAACUUGGUACAGUCUGCACAAUGGUCAACCCUUCUAUAGCAAGGGCCAGUAUCUCCUCCUACCAGCCCCUCUGGAUACCAUCAAUGUCCACGUGAGGGAAGGGCACGUUGUCCCACAACAGGAGACAGCCUUGACGACCACCGCCUCACGCCGGAACCCGUUUUUCUUGACAGUGGCACUGUCAGCUGGGGGCUGGGCUCGGGGGGACUUGUUCUGGGAUGAUGGGGACAGUCUUGGUACCUUUGAGACAGGAGAUUACUCCUAUGUUCUAUUCAUAGCUGGGCAGUCCCAGCUGGUCAGUGAUCCUGUCAAGCUGAACGGGGCCCUGGAUGGCCUGGUCGUUGGAGGGCUUCGGGUGUUCGGCGUGCCCUCCCCUCCUCACUACGUAUGGGCAAAUGGGGAAAAGAUCAGGGAUUUCACCUAUCGCAGUGACACCAAGGCUCUGACAGUGACCAGUUUGGCCCUCGCCAUGUCUGAAGUGUUCACAGUCCAGUGGGCUCUGUAAUCCAUCGAACCAUCUUUCUCAACAGCUUUGUGGUGUCGUCACAUCCUUUACUGCCCUCCAAGUAGAUCAGGUGCAUAAGGACGGCCUUCUCCAAGACUGACACCAUCCGAUCUUACCAGACUGCUGAUUAAGACGAUAUGUUCCCGAGCUGUUGCCUCAUCUCCCUGACUGGCAACAGUGGGUACUGACAUUUGAAGGUGCUGUGUUCUGUGGCUUCUAGAAAGUGAUCAUCUUUAUCUAGCUGGUUCUCGUACCCAGUAAUCUGCUCCCAGGACAAUCGAGGCACUGCUAAAAAAUGGAUUUUAUACAAGCAGGCUGUAACUCCCCAUGGAUUUUUGUAAAGCUUGUUUAAUGUGUUGUGCAAAUGUGUUUUUAGAUAAGAGUUGAAUCAUGAUUCAUUUUUCCAGUUAUACUAACAUACAAUAUGUUGAGUGCUCCCUAUCAGAUAGUUAUAUUUCCUGAUCAUUUACGAUGCGUUGUUUGGCAAAACCUAUUUGUCUCAUAACAAUACACUGUCAUUUAUAAUUGGCUUGUCUCCGUGCUUAAUAUUGUCUUAAUGCUCGAAUGUCAUCAGGUACGCAGAUGGGUGGAAAUGUGUUGCCACUGAACCUGAGCGAUUGAAUGCAGCGCAUCUGCUGAAACAUAUUGAAUUAUGGAAUGGCUGUUAAAAUGCGUAGCCAUCUGGGCGGCACGGUGGCCCAGUGGUAAGCACUGUUGCCUCACAGCAAGAAGGUCCUGGGUUCGAACCCUGCGCCUUCUGUGUGGAGUUUGCAUAUUCUCCCCAUGUCUGCUUGGGUUUCCUCCGGGUGCUCCGGUUUCCUCCCACCAUCAAAAAGACGUGCAUGUUAGGAAUAAUACUCCUGUCUGUGCCCCUGAGCAAGGCAAUGGGAAGAAGAACUGGAGCUGGUCCCCGGGCGCUGCAGCUGCCCGCUGCUCCUAUACAGAUGCAGAGAACAGAUUCAUUUUCAGAAUACAAUUCGUUGUAAGAAUGCAGUGACAAAAUAAA
Lampris incognitus (smalleye Pacific opah) is the source of this 4754-nucleotide messenger RNA. RefSeq names its product alpha glucosidase (gene gaa). The transcript has 18 exons. Gene Ontology annotation, biological process: glycogen catabolic process; lysosome organization. The record is from RefSeq and is a predicted model, not a curated record. NCBI's taxonomy places the organism in Eukaryota, Metazoa, Chordata, Actinopteri, Lampriformes, Lampridae. Bases 782 to 3748 code for a protein of 988 amino acids. Gene Ontology annotation, cellular component: lysosomal membrane. Gene Ontology annotation, molecular function: carbohydrate binding; alpha-1,4-glucosidase activity.